Paramecium sonneborni is the source of this 2954-nucleotide messenger RNA. The record is from the annotation of a GenBank genome assembly. NCBI's taxonomy places the organism in Eukaryota, Ciliophora, Oligohymenophorea, Peniculida, Parameciidae.
AUGAAUUAAACUGCACCUGUUCUCACUACAUAAAAAAGAAGUUACUUAUUAAAUGCUUGUUUUUCAUCUCUAUUUGGAGGGCAUGAAUUAAAUUUACCAUCAAAGUUGUAUAUAUUACAUGUAGAAAUAAAUUUAAAGAGUAGGUGAUUAUAGAAUUAGUAAGUAUAAUUCAAACUUACAUAAUUGGAAAAUUAGUGGAUAAUUAUGCUAUUGUUUUGAUAGUGCCUGCAAGCAUCAAUACGAUACUUUAGAUUAGCUUAAAUUGUUUGAUAAGCGAAGAGCAUCGCAAGACGAGAUCAGAAAUUGGAUAAUUAAUAGGAAUAUUGAUUCCUUAAAGUAUAGGAACUGCUUCAGCAAUUAAAUAUGAUGGGAAUAUUUUAGAUGCAAUAGUAUUUUUUUUCUUGUUUCCUCGAGAUUAAUAUAUUGAAUUAGGAUUUACUUAAAUGGAAAAAUACUCUCGUUCCCGAUAUGCUUGUUUAUUUUUGAAAUUGAUCUUGAUAUUGACUCAUGUGAAUAGAAUGAUAAUAGCAAACAUAAUUAGAUACAUUUACUAUUUCACACCGAUUUUGAUAUGGAUGGGUUUAUAUGGAUAGUUUUCUUAAUUGUAUGUAAUUUUGAGAAUUGAAUUAGUUUGGAAUAUGUAGGAGAGCAAUUUAAUUUUUUAAUGGGAUCAUCAUAUUAAUCAAGUUAGACACGUACAUACUUGACAGUAUUAUUGAAUGUUUUAUUGAUUGCAAUUUGUUUGGGAUUGUCAUAUAUAGAAGAGAGUAGAAUAGCAAUAAUUUUAAGUGGUUGUUUAAUAAAUAUAAAAUUAUUCAAUAUAUUUGGAUCAAUGCCAUAAGAUAAGAAACAAAUUUAUAAAAAUAGUUAUCUUGAUAGAGCAUAUAUGUACUUAAAUUUAUUAAGUUCAUUAUUGAAUAUUAUUGCAAUUAUUUUAUGUGGAAUAUUGGCUUAAUCAUAUUAUAGAGAAUUAUAUUAUGCAAUAAUUCCAAUAUAUUUAUGUUAUGUAGUAUUACAAUUGAAAUUUGAAUGCUAUGUAAAAAAGUUCAAAAUGUUUCAUACAUUGAUUGAAUGCGCAUGUAUAUCAAUGAUGGAUUAUAAAUUUGAAGGUAUUUUUGCUUAAAGAUUAUUUGAAUGUUCUACAAUAGUAAGAUUGUAUAGUCUUAUCCAUUCAAAUCCGAAUUAUUUAUUUUUUGAAUAAUUAGUUUGUUUUAUAGUUUCAUUGAAUACGGAUUAUUCAAUGAGUUAAUGUUAAUUGAUUGGAUUUUUGGUGUAAGUGUGUUUGAGAUUCUUAAUAAGAAUGAAAUCUCGAUUGUUAAUAUGGAUAAUAGCAAAGUAAAGAUAAUUAUAAGUAGAUUAGUUAAAAGAUGUUGACAGUAAAGAAAUAGAAGGUAGAAGGUGCAGCAUUUAUAACAACUCUAUAAUUAGUAAUGUGUCCAUUAACAUUCUUAAUAAUGAUUAUAUCAAGUAUUUUGGAUAGUCCAUACAUGCCAUUUUUAGGAUUACCAAUAUUUCAUUUUGGAUCUUUGAGGCCAUUUAGAAAUGUAACUUAAAUUAGUAAACAGAUAACAAGUUCAUCAGAAGGAUCUAUUUACAAUUCUUAUUUGAGUAAAGCAUAUGAUAAAUUACUAUGUUCUGAACCCUUAUGGAGUCAUUAUUUGAUAAGGAUAGGAAAAUAUAUAGGAAUAAUUUAAUUAUUGGAAUAUUAGGGAGGAUAUGCAGUAAUAUAAUUUAAGGGUUUAGAAUCAUAGGAGACAACAAGUUGUCAUGGAAUUGAAGCUAGAGAAGUUGAUAGAUUAGUAAAUGUUAAAGAUUGGGGAUCAUUUUGUGGAAGUGCUCUUACAUAUUAAAAUGAAUUCUCAGUAUAGAGUUAUGAAGAAAAUUAAAUUAUUUUAACAGGAAUUAUUGAAGCAACAGAAUUUGUUAGUGGAUUUAAGAAGAUAUAUUUAAAAAUGUUAUGCUUUUAUGCUUAAGAAUUAAAAGAGAAUAAUUAAAAAUCAAUUUUAGAAUUAUCUAAAAGAUAUGAUGGAAAUGAACAUUAAUUUCCAAAUUCAUUUGGUGAAUUAAUCAAAUUAUCAAAUAAAUUUUAAUAAUUCAAAGAUGAGUAGACAAAUCAAUAAAUAAAUUAAUAAACAGAAAUGAAAAUAUAAGUUAGACCCCAAGUUAAAGUUUAAAUUAAACAUGAUGAAGAUGAUAUAAUGGGAAUGUUAGAUGAUUUAUCAAAAGAUAUUCCUUAAUAAACAAAGAAAUUACAUUAAUAGAGUAAUUCAUCAAACAAGAGUGGAAAUGGAGAAUUCUAUAUACAUGUUUAGAGAGCAAUCUUAUAUAUUUAUUAGAUUUCAUUAGGGGAUUUAGAUUUCAAUUUUGAGAGUAGAUUGAAUUAGAAGGGAUUAUUUACAUUAUUUUAAAGUUCAAAGUGUUUUUCUGAAUAAAGAUAAAUGAAUGGAAUUGAUUAAAUAUUAUCAGAAAUUGCUACGAAAGCAAUAAGAAGUGCAUUAAAAUUAAGUUUAGAUUUUUAUUCAAUAGAGGGUCAUUUAAUGAUGAAUGAUUCUGAAGUCUUAUAAGAAUUAAAUGGAAUGAAUGAAUGUUAUGUUGGAAUGGGUAAUGAGGAGGGUUGGUAAUAAGCAAUGUAAAGUAAUUUAUUAUUAUGGACAUUGGGAUAUGAUGGUGGUAAGAAUAAAUUGACAGUCUAUCGACAUACAUAUACAUAAAUAUAAUGUUAAAUAUUUAGAUUUGAUAGUGAAGUCAUAAGAGGUAUUGAAGCUAAUCUGUAAAUGGAAUUACUCUUUGCUACAAAUAAUGAUGAAGAACGGUAUUAUGAAUAAUAUAAUUAUUGUAGAUAUUCUAUUCAAACCCAUGAAUAGUUUUUUAGGAAUAUGAUCAUUGAAGGAUCUGAAUUACCUUUAGGAUAUGCUCCAUUUUAUUCUGGACCAAUAAUUCUUAGUUUAAGAUGA